Aspergillus ibericus CBS 121593 is the source of this 968-nucleotide messenger RNA. Its product is annotated as biliverdin-producing heme oxygenase. The record is from RefSeq and is a predicted model, not a curated record. NCBI's taxonomy places the organism in Eukaryota, Fungi, Ascomycota, Eurotiomycetes, Eurotiales, Aspergillaceae. Gene Ontology annotation, biological process: heme oxidation. The transcript is spliced from 2 exons. Gene Ontology annotation, molecular function: heme oxygenase (decyclizing) activity. Bases 178 to 771 code for a protein of 197 amino acids.
CUAAUGUGAUAUGAGCCAACCCUGCUGCUGGGUUCAGCUGCCGUGAUGGACAGCCACCGAUACGAGGUAUAAAAGCAGCAUGGGCAGAUGACUUUCACCUCAUAUCCCUCGUUCCUAUCCACUUGAACCAACCAUUCUCACACCUACUGGUCAACUUUGCAGUCCUACUAUAUCAACAUGCCCGACAUCGACCUCCCCUCCAAAAUCCGCAGUGUGAUCAAAGAACCCCACGGCGUAGUCAACCGUCUCAAUACCUCCCGUAUCCCUCUUUGUCUCCCACCCAACGCCACCUCUCCCAUCCUCUAUGCUUUAGGCUUCUCCCGCUAUGCCGAGAUCUACCUCGGUUUCGAAGAAGCCUGGCAGACCCAGCUCGCGACACCCCCCAUAACUCCCAGCCAGAGCUCCAUGCCACCGAACGAGAGAAUCCGCGACAUUCUCCACAAGAUCUACAUUCCGGAGCUUCAACGCUCCAGUCGCGUGAAGGCCGAUCUCGCCUCUUUACCCAAGCUGCCUGAUACCACCCAACACCGUAACUCUGGCCAAGCGUUCCGAAGGUAUAUCAACACACGCAUCCAAGAAAAGCCCCAUCUCAUAGUCGCAUAUGCCUGGAUCAUGUACUCUGCGGUAUUCAACGGCGGACGGUGGAUUCGGGGGCUACUGUGUGACGCGGGCCCGGAGUUUUGGGGCCUGCAAGAGGGUAAGUUACAUGUCUGGGAGGAGGGGCGGUUUCCGCCGCCGUUAUCUUUCUGGCAGAUUGAGGGAGAGAGGUAGGGAGAUGAUGGGGGUGUGAAGGACGAGUUUCGCAGGAGGGUGGUGCAGGCGGAUGCGAUGUUAACGGAGGAAGAACGGCAGGAGAUUCUCGAUGAGACGCUAGUGAUCAUUAGGCGGAGUGCGGAGAUCACUCUAGAAUUAGAUCGAGAUGUGGCUGAGAUGUAUAUCUCGACUGCUAGUGAUGCUUUGGGUAAGGA